This is a messenger RNA of Penicillium olsonii, 1290 nucleotides long. NCBI's taxonomy places the organism in Eukaryota, Fungi, Ascomycota, Eurotiomycetes, Eurotiales, Aspergillaceae. The record is from the annotation of a GenBank genome assembly.
AUGUACUAUCAAGGCCCUCCCUACGGCCCUCCUCAGGGACCUCCUGGACCGCCUCCCCAAUGGGGCUAUCCCGGCCAACAGUGGCGGCAACCCCCGCCUCAGCCCUACCCUCAGCCCUACGGUCAUCACCCGCAGCCGUCAUAUCCAGGUCCCAACCAUGCACCUUAUCCCCCUUCGCCGUAUCCUCCGUAUCCCCAAUAUCCUCCUGCCCAGGCUCCAUCUCCCUAUGGCCACUCUCCCUCUCCUCGUCCCCCCUCUCACCACCACCAUCUGAGUGCGCCCCAGAAUGGAAUCCCGCGAGCAAAUUCUCCGAGUCUGCCACCACCCCCGCCACAGAAUUUCCAGCAUUUCGGUGGUGGGGCACCGUCAAAUUACCAGUUCCAGUACUCGGCCUGUACCGGUCGGCGCAAGGCGCUCUUGAUCGGAAUCAACUAUGCCGGGCAGCCCAACGCCCUCAAGGGCUGUAUUAACGACGUCACCAACAUGUCUAACUUUUUGACUGAGCGAUUCGGCUACAAGCGCGAAGACAUGGUCAUCCUCACCGACGACCAACGCAACCCGAUGAGCAUUCCCACGAAAGCCAACAUUCUGCGAGCGAUGCACUGGCUCGUCAAGGACGCCCAGCCUAAUGAUUCCUUGUUUGUGCACUUCUCCGGUCACGGCGGUCGCACGCCAGAUCUGGACGGCGACGAGGACGACGGGUUCGACGACGUCAUUUACCCGCUCGACUACAAAGUGGCUGGGCACAUCGUCGACGACGACAUGCAUGCGAUCAUGGUUCGUCCCUUGCGACCCGGAGUGCGACUGACCGCCAUCUUUGAUUCGUGCCACUCGGGCACCGCGCUCGACCUGCCAUACGUCUACUCCACGCAGGGCGUUCUCAAGGAACCUAAUUUGGCCAAGGAAGCUGCCCAGGAUUUAUUUAGCGCCUUUACCUCUUACGGACAAGGUGAUCUAUCUAGCGUUGCGUCCACCGCGAUCGGGUUCUUUAAAAAGGCGGCCAAUGGCGGAUCCGCUCGCGAGCGCACCAUCAUGACCAAGACAUCCCCGGCGGAUGUGGUGAUGUUUUCAGGGUCCAAGGACACACAGACAUCGGCGGAUACUUUCCAGGACGGACAAGCGCGUGGGGCGUUGAGUUGGGCGUUUGUGAAAUCUCUGAAGCAAUGGCCACAUCAGAGCUACCUGCAGCUCCUGAACACGAUCAGGAACGAACUCGAAGACAAAUACUCGCAGAAGCCGCAGCUUAGCUGCAGCCAUCCCCUUGAUACCAACCUUCGCUUUGUGAUGUAA